AUGAGAAAGACGAGGGAUGAGCUUAAUGAGGAAGUGAUUGACGAAGGAGAGCUUUUCAUGUUCCAUCUCCAAAAACCGUCAAGCAAUGAGUUCAAAUCAAGCCUUUUACACCGAAUGAAGAAACAAGUGAAUCUGUUUAAAAGAUAUGAAGCAGAUGGAAACCCUACAAAUAUUUUAGAUGGGAUCCAGAAGGCUCUACACUGCAAAUAUGUUGCUAUUGAUAUGGGGAUUUUGAAAACUCUGCAAUUACUUGGUGGAAACAAUAAGUUAGAGAUUGGUAUUUGUGUUGGUGGACAGAAGAUUGAGGAACUAAGAGAGUUUUUGAACAAUCUAGAUCUUGAGAUUCGUAACAUUAGAAGAGAUGGAGCUGUGCUUAAUAAAGGUGUAGGUGCUGAUUUUUGUGCAAAAAGAAGAGGUUGCGUCUUCAGGAUUCAGGUCAAGUGA
This is a messenger RNA of Arabis nemorensis, 444 nucleotides long. Lineage: Eukaryota; Viridiplantae; Streptophyta; Magnoliopsida; Brassicales; Brassicaceae. The record is from the annotation of a GenBank genome assembly.